Acanthoscelides obtectus is the source of this 993-nucleotide messenger RNA. Lineage: Eukaryota; Metazoa; Arthropoda; Insecta; Coleoptera; Chrysomelidae. The record is from the annotation of a GenBank genome assembly.
AUGGGAGAUAGCAACGAUUGUACCAAAUUUUACCGAUGCGUAAAUAACGGUGCUGGAGGUUUCAUCAAAUACGAAUUUUCUUGUGCGCCAGGUACGGUGUGGGAUCAAGAUGUGUCGACUUGUAACUAUCCAGGGUCCGUAGCUGGUAAAUGUGGAUUGGGUACGUCAACUCAAGCUGGUCAACCUACUCAGCAAGCACCACAAAACCAGCAGGGACAACAAGGACAGCAGAACCAACAGGGACAAGGACAGGUGAACCAGCAGGGUCAGCAAGGUCAAGGGAAUCAGCAGCAGAACCAACAAGGGCAAAAUAAUCAGCAGCAACAAAAUCAACAAAACCAGCAGGGACAACAAGGACAGCAGAACCAACAGGGACAACAAGGACAGGUGAACCAGCAGGGUCAGCAAGGUCAAGGGAAUCAGCAGCAGAACCAACAAGGGCAAAAUAAUCAGCAGCAACAAAAUCAACAAAACCAGCAGGGUCAACAGAAUCAAAGUGGUCAACAGGGGCAACAGUCAGGUAAUCAAACUCAAUGCCAAAAUAAUAACCAACAAGUGGGACAAAUUUCUAACAACGUAUGUACCGCUGAGGGAUUUGCGGGUGACCAGAAUGAUUGCAAGAAAUUUUAUCGAUGUGUAAAUAAUGGCCAAAAUGGCUUUACAAAAUACGAAUUCACAUGCGGCGAAGGAACUGUCUGGGACUCCUCAAUUCUAUCUUGUAAUCACCCAUAUGCUACACCGGGGAAAUGCGGUACACAAGAAUUAUCUCCUCAAGGGUCGCAGCAAGGGCAAGGUGUUCCACAAGGUUCGGGACCAAUCGGACCACAAGGCCCAGGACAAGCACCAUCAGGAUCGCAAGGACCUCAGAAUUCAGGCACUACCUCAUCGGUAAGUACAAGCAAAAUUCUCAGAAGUAAAACCAAAAAAUUAACUGAAAUAUUUAUACUAAUAUUACCAGAAAUAAUGUACAGCCAACAAUUUGUUGAAAUUUAG